Rattus norvegicus (Norway rat) is the source of this 10558-nucleotide messenger RNA. The record is from RefSeq and is a predicted model, not a curated record. Lineage: Eukaryota; Metazoa; Chordata; Mammalia; Rodentia; Muridae.
GCGAGGCUUUCCCGUCACUGGAUACUACUACUCCCAGCCCGCCUCGGAGCCGCCCGAGCCACCCCUCGGUCUUUCGUUUAAGAGUAGCAAUUUGACUUGCUCUGCUGCAUGUCUGGAGGGACCGAGGAAAGUGUGGAGACGCCCCGGGGAUUUAGGGAUCGCAAUUUGGAAAUCAAGCCAGCCAAACAAAUAAACAAAACCCACCCGCCCUAACAAAUAUGAGGCUGCUGGAGAGGGUGAGGAAAGAAUGGUUCAUGGUCGGGAUAGUGGUGGCGAUCGGCGCCGCUAAGCUGGAGCCGUCGGUCGGAGUGAACGGGGGACCACUGAAGCCAGAGAUAACUGUGUCCUACAUUGCUGUUGCAACGAUAUUCUUCAACAGUGGACUGUCAUUGAAAACAGAGGAGCUGACCAGCGCACUGGUGCACUUGAAGCUGCAUCUCUUCAUCCAGGUCUUCACGCUUGCCUUCUUCCCAACAACAAUAUGGCUCUUUCUUCAGCUCCUAUCAGUCACGUCCAUCAACGAGUGGCUUUUAAAAGGUUUGCAGACAGUAGGCUGCAUGCCUCCCCCUGUGUCUUCUGCUGUGAUUCUAACCAAGGCAGUCGGAGGAAAUGAGGCAGCUGCAAUAUUUAAUUCAGCAUUUGGAAGUUUUUUGGGCAUUGUUGUGACUCCAGUGCUCCUGCUGCUUUUCCUCGGCUCAUCCUCUUCCGUGCCUUUUACAUCGAUUUUCUCUCAGCUCUUUAUGACGGUGGUGGUUCCUCUUGUUAUCGGACAGAUCGUCCGAAGAUACAUCAAGGACUGGCUCGAAAGGAAGAAACCGCCUUUCGGCGUGGUCAGCAGCAGCGUGCUUCUCAUGAUCAUCUACACCACCUUCUGUGACACUUUCUCCAACCCAAACAUUGACCUGGACAAAUUCAGCCUCAUCCUCAUACUGUUCAUAAUAGUCUCCAUUCAACUGAGCUUCAUGCUUCUGACUUUCGUCUUCUCCACACGGAAUAACUCGGGGUUCACACCAGCAGACACAGUGGCUAUCAUCUUCUGCUCUACACACAAGUCCCUCACCUUGGGUGUGAGGGCUGCCUGUGGAAGCCAGAAGAAGCCAUUGGAUCUCCUGGAGCUAGAGUUGCAGUCUUGCAAGCCACCUGAUGUGGGUACUGGACACUGAACUCCAGUCCUCUAAGAGCAGUAUCUUAGUCAUUGUUUGUUGAUGUGAAGACACAAUGACGAAGGCAACCCUUACAAAGGAAAGCAUCAGGCGGGGCUGGCUUACAGUUUCAGUUUAGUCCAUUAUCAUCAUGGUAGGGAGCAUGGCGGCCUGCAAGCAGACAAGGUGCUGAAGAAGAAACUGAGAGCUUUGCAUCCUGAUCCACAGGAAGUAGCAGAAAGACAACUGGGCCUGGCAUAGGCCUUUGAAACCCCAAAGCUCGAGCCCCCCACCCCCGUGACACACUUCCUCCAACAAGGCCCGCCUACUCCAACAAGAUCACACCCCCUAAUCCUUUUCAAAUGGUGCCCCUCUAUAAUGACCAAGCAUUCAAAUAGAUGGGCCUGUGGGGGCCAAGCUAGCCACUGAUUCAUUCCCCUGGCCCCACAGAGUCAGCCUUUUUCAGAGAAGUGGAUCUGAAGACAAAUAACUGAAGUUAACUCUCCCCAUCAAGACCGUCUUGUUCGGGUGUGUCAGGCACUGUUGCCUCUGACAUUUUUGUUUAUCAUGAACAGUGCCAUGAAGAAGAAAAUCUCUGCUAGAAGAUGACUGAAAGCCAUGGCAAAAACCAAGUGUGUGCUUAGGCUGGUUAAUGAGGGUCACGGCUUACACAUGUCUACCAUUUAACUAGUAUUGAAUGCCUUCCUGAAGUUCCCACUGUCAGUGCAACACAGUGGUUUAGAGAACACUACACUUACAUGUUAGAGGUGACACAGUCAGUGAAUGUUCACAUCACAGCAUCAGCUUCUGUUUUGUGUCACGUGUGACAAGAGCGACUGUUUUGCUGUUGUUGUUGUUGUUAAUAGAAGUAAAGCAUAUCUUCAACGUUGUCUGGGGGCCUGGACAGACGGCUCAGCGAUUGACAGACAGCACUGGCUGCUCUUGCAGAGGACGCAGGUUCAAUUCCCAGCACCUGCGUGGCUCACCAGCAUCUGCAACUCUAGUCACUGAAGCUCCACCUCCCUCUUCGGGCCUCCUCAAGCACUGCAUAUAGUACACAGGCACGCACGCAGGCAAAGCACUCACACAGAGGAGAUGAGAAUAAAAUUUAUUUCUAAAGUUCUGCUGAGUGAAGCAAGGGCCCCACACUGAUCAGACGGAGCCUUUCCUGUGUGGUGACCAUGUUAAGUGUGAUCUUACUUUUGCUAUUUUUACCAUAUAAAGUCCUUGCUCUGUGUACUGUUGUCACAUCUUAUGAGCAUGACCAUUAGCAAAAAUUUUCUCCUCAGCGUAGAAAAGGAAGGAAGUGACCUCCUACUUUUAACAAGCAGUCCCUACAAACAUGGUUGCCCCUCGUGGAAGUUACAGCCAGUGUUUGAAGACCGGCUCUGUGACUCAGCAAUCCAGUUCAGUCCUGAAUUCCUAGGUAACUGUUUCCGCCGCUCUGUCAAGUGAGGGCUCCCUCAUCUGCUGCUGCUAAGACCUUCCGUCCCCAGAAUUAAAUGUUUCCUCGCCGGCCCAGGCCAUCCAUUAAACGUGGUUUCCAGUCACAGUGUACCUGUCUCUAACACCAGCUGCUUUUCUGGGCUUUUCUGGCAUCUUUAUUUGCAUAGAACGUCUCACAGAGCAGUAGGAGUGCAUCCAGGCACGGAGGCAGAAAGGCUAUCUUUAAUUUUCCUAAUGGGCUGAAAAUGGUCAUCAAACAACUUUGGAUCAAAGUAAAAGCCACCAGCCUUAAGUGCUGCUGUUCACAGAGGAGCCCUUUCCUGUCAGGCUGUUCUGUGUAAACAUUCUCUUCCUUGGGCUUUCGCCUCCAUUUUCUGUGUGUGUGUUUUGUCACAGAUCCCUGUUUCGGGCACCUAAGGCCCCGAGCAAGUUGCCCGUUAAGCUGACAGAGAGCACAGGCUGUGGAGCCAGUGUACCCGUGUUCGAAUCCCGCCUGUACCCUACGUCUGCCUGUGGCCUGGGCCAGUGUUUUCCUCUGCCUCACUUCCGUCUGGACUGUGAGGAUGGUAGUAGUUCACUCAGUCUGGACAAGCUGACAGAUGUGUGCUCUCAGAACGGGGCCUCAAACAAACACUGUUCUCACUGUGCUGCCCGGCCAGCAGACAAGGGCUACACGCUGUGUGUGAAGCCCGUUUCCUCUUCACUCUCAAGGUCUUCAUUGCUAGAAAAACCACUUCUCCAUUGUGCCCUUCGAGUCCAUUCAUAACUCACCGCUCGUUCAUUUUCUUCCAUUCUGUUCAUUUACGGCAAAGGAACCUGUUUUUAAUUUUACUUUUGAAGUAUGAAGGAAGGACCAACUUAUAGGAGAUUUCUCCUCAGAGUCUGGGUGGAAGAACGCAGUGGCUCCAGCCUGCACUGAGGGGAGACUCAGAGUGGCUUACAGCCUCCUACUGCACAGGCAGAGAUGGAGCAGGAGUGCUCUGUGGGCCUCAAGGAUUGCAGACUGUCUGGGCCCGUCGGGCGUGGUCUGCUCGGCUGACAUCUCCUUUGUCCCCUUUUCUGUGAGGUCCACCACAGGGAACUACGGGUGUAACUCAGGCGUCGGGAUGGAAGGUCCUGUUCUCUUUCUGAGUAUCGAUUAGACUGAUGCAAGAUAAUCUCUCUCUUUAGAGACGGGGUUUGCGAGCCUUACCCAGAGUCCGGUGAUGCUGAGGGAAGCUGUAAGACUUCUGUCUCACUGGACUUCAUCUGGGGUGCCUUAUUGUAUAGAAGGAUAAAAACACUUUCCUCUGGUCUCCAUUACGUUCUGACACUCAUAUACUGUGGUGGUCCACACCAGUGAUAACAGGACAGAAGUUUUCACUCGUAGGUGGAAUGGCAGACAGAGAAGGCAAGCUGGUAAAACACAAACCCAAGGCAAGGAUAUACCCAGCCUGCAUGUUAGAAUGCUCAGGGCAUCGGAGCAGAAAGCCCACCAUUUAGAUAAGGAAGCCAUUAAAGAGUUCAUACAGUCUGUGUCAUCUUGUUCCCUUUCCUAAGAACCUCUGAAAAAGUUUGACUGGUCAACCUUGGAACUUUCCAGAAUAGUUUGGGAAAAGCCCAGAGUGGUGCCAGAAUGGAAUUCUGGGAUCCAUGCAGAUUAUACACCACCUAGAAAAAAACACUUACCCUCCCUCCAAUGCCUCUGACGGACAGCCAAGUCAAGCAGUGCCCACCCACCCUGACAUGCGUAGCGUUUCUUUUAUAGCCUCUAAAAGGGAGACAAAUUAGAACAACCGAACUCUCUUCACUUUAGGGGUCCACUUUUUCCCAGUCAUCUGUGUAUGCUGCCAUUGCAUUGACAUGAUACGUGGAACUUGCUGAUUGCCUGUUUGGCCUGGUACCCUGUGCAUUGCAACCUGCUAAAUGGGGAGGACCUCUGGCUCCCUGAGGGCAUCUGUCCAUCUGUCACUGCAUCUGAACAGUGUCUGGGACAUAACAGAUAAAUGUGAACCGUUGUGUAUCAUCUUACUACCUCCUUAUAGUUAGGUGCAAGGAAGAGAUUAGGUUCAUCUUACUGAUGUGGAACGGCUUGUCGGUCUGCAGGGUCUGCAUUCUGUCUUGCCACUGGGGUGCUGGGAGCCGCUCAAGGAGACAAACACAGGAGCUCUCUGCCAUUGGAGUGUUGGCUCACAGCACCCUGAUACCUGCUCAGGGGAGGCAAAGCGCAGCCUAAGAUAGUUGUCCCAGUCUGGUGCAGACUGGGGCUGAGCUGUGCUUUCCAAACUCCAGAGCACCUCAAUGCUGCUGGGAACCUUGAGGAGUUGAGAAUGGUGGCCGUAGGCUGUUGAGAGCCAGGGCCAGGGGGAUUCCAGCUUAGCUCAGGGGUGAGUGUCCAGAGUGAGGAGGAGCCCUCUACAGGAGACUCAGGUGGCAUGGAUUGGUAACAGAGGCUUCCCCCCACUAUGGUUCUUGAUGAGAGAGACAGUCCUUGCUUGUCCAAACUUUAUUCAUGGUGGGAAAGUGGAUGCAUACGACUUAGUCAGGGUGGACCAGAGAUUGGCAGGAGAAAUGUCUCGGAAGCGAAGUUCAUUGGCUAAACCCUCCAGCCGGCCCAUCUAGAUACCUCAUAAGCAUGGAGAACUCUGGACUUUAUGCUAUGUGGCCAGUUGUCAUGGUCCUCUUAAUGGGGUGUCAUGGUCACAAGUCAAUUAUGAGAACUGCCAGGGUUCCCUAAUCUGCUCAACCUUACCCGUUUUUCUCUCUGGUGGCACCAUUUGACUUGACCCACACAGUUCAGUAGCUUGCCCAAUGAAGGUCAAACAGGCAGUAGAAAUAAGAUUGUAACUCAGGAGUGACUCCAGCCCCAGGCUUCUUUUUUUUCCCCUCCAUCUUUAUUAACUUGAGUAUUUCUUAUUUACAUUUUGAUUGUUAUUCCCUUUCCCGGUUUCCAGGCCAACAUCCCCCUAGCCCCUCCCCCUCCCCUUCUAUGUGGGUGUUCCCCUCCCCAUUCUCCCCCCAUUACCGCCCUCCCCCCAACAAUCACGUUCACUGGGAGUUCAGUCUUGGCAGGACCAAGGGCUUCCCUUUCCACUGGUGCCCUUACUAGGCUAUUCAUUGUUACCUAUGAGGUUGGAGCCCAGGGUCAGUACAUGUAUAGUCUUUGGGUAGAGGCUUAGUCCCUGGAAACUCAGCCCCAGGCUUCUUAACGCCAUAUUGCACAAGCAGUGUAGGCCACUGGCAUAAUGAAUGAUGAGUUGUGUCUACAGAGAUAGCUCAGUGUGUAAAGUGCUUGCUGUUUGGGUAUAAGACCUGUGUUCAGUUCCCAGAAUAUUUAAAAGGUUGUCUGUGGUAGCAAAUGCUUGUAACCCCAGCACUGGAGAGCUGGAGAAAGAUAGAUUCCUGGGGCUCAUGGACCAGCCAGUGCAUCCUAAUAGGGAAAGACCCUGUGUCAAAAGCCAAGGUAGACAAUGCCUGACGAUCAACACCCAAGAUUGGCCUCUAGCAUCCACACAGACCUGUACAACGUAUAGUUUAACCCCACAUAUGCAUGCACCUGCACAUGCACAAAUAAUAAGUAACGGAGAAUGAAUCCCCUAUGUAAAACAAUAGCUAUUGUUCCUGAAAAUGAGCGUGCUUCAGGAUCAGCCUAAACCUGUUCUAACCAAUUCCAAGAUCGUGGUGAGGCCUUGCUAUGGCAUUGUUUCCUGCUCUAGAAACUUUGUUCUUAGAUAAAUCAAGCUCAUAAGCAUCACUCUCUGGGGCUCUUCUGUCUGGGACAGUAUGGGAACCGUGAGUGUACAUGGGCUUGUGUGGUAGUGAGGGGACAUCAUUUAUCACUAUUUGAAAAGAGUAGCCAUAUUCCUCGAACAGUGACUGCUCCUCUAAAGCCCAUGAUGGUAGAGAUUUACCUGUUGAAUCUGGAGGGCAAGCAUGAGCUGUCCUAGGAGACUCAGGAGAGGCAGAGACUUUAAGGAGCAGGAGUAGCGUGUUCUUGUAUUCACAGCACAAAAUGCUGGGACGCCGAAUGUGUGGGUUUUUCCGAGAACAGCUAAGAAAAGUGCAAAACCAUGACAAGAGAGAAGCAGGUGAGUUCCAGGUUUGCCAGCAGCUCCCUCCGAAACUCAGUGGUUCACUGAGAAAGCACACAGAAGGAGAACAAGUCAUAUGGGUUCAGCGAGUGACCUUCAAAGUGACUCAGUAGACUAUGUGCCGUCUCUUGGCUAAGUGUUUCUCGAUUAUGUAUUCCCACCCUCAGACCGAUGCAUUCAGACCCUCAGAGCCCUAGUCAGAUACUUAGCCACCAUCUCAGAUUGCAUGUUUGUGGGUCCACUCUGUCUUCCCCCUGCCAUAUCAGAUGAACAUGCUCCUCAGAGCAGGGUGGGCAUGCGUUAGCCUCAAAGCCUAGAGGAGUGACUGAGGUUUGAUCUAAAACUGUCUUUUUGGAUAGAGGGAAUAUUCACGUGUUUUCUGAAACAGUCAAUCCUGUACUGUGUAGGAAGAAGAGUUAGAGACAGAAAGGGAUGAUGCCGAAGUCAAUCCUGGAGUAUGGGAUUUGCCUAGUAUGUCCUCCCUCAGAGCUAAGUCAGGAGCAGAGCCACCUUUACAGUGGAGGAGAUGCAAGCUAAGUCCUGACGAGCCCAUGGCCUCUCUUCAUAAAGCGAAAACUCAAUGUCUGGGUUGGCCCUGAAGUUCCAGGCUUGAGCCAGUGGCAGCAAAUGCCCCAUGAAGUUUACUUUAGUAGCAUCCACAGAAAUCUGGGCUUGGUCCGCUUCUGCCUUACCCACAGGCAUGGGUCGGGCACAUUAUUUAACUGCAGGAACUUACUAAACCCCCGCCUCCCCAUCAGUGGGAAGUGGCCACCUACUUCCAAGGGACCGAGUGAGAGCUGGCUGAGGUUCUUCAGCCGUAGCUCUUAGCAAGCAAUGGCGCUUUCCAAAUGAUGACAGCCGUAAUUAUCUUUCACUAAAGUUGAGUAGGCGCGGGAUUUGAUGAAUGGGCCCUGAAAACUCACUGUAACUCCUGAUCGGGGUAUUGGUUUUAAUUAAUGGGUUUUGAGAAGAUUAAUCUGACUGUGGUUUGUGGGGUUGAUGAGAAGAAGAGUCAGAAGACAGGGAGGCCUGACUGGUCUGAACUGGACUUGGGGUGAGGAGCUGAGCUGCAAUAGGAAGGAUGGAAACUGAGCAAAGAGGCGAGAGCUUGUGUAAAUGUGUGACCCCAGAACCGUCCCCAGGCUUGAUUUGUGGGGACCGGGCAAGACAGUGACAGCAGGGACUGCAUGGGACUCACAGGAGAUGGCAGGAUGUUGAUGUGGUCAAGAAAGAGGCUGGCCCGUCUCUCCUCUUACAGCCAAGGCAGGUAGAGCAAUGCUCACAGCAAAACCAUUUCAAGAGGAAGGAAGGAAGGAAGGAAGGAAGGAAGGAAGGAAGGAAGGAAGGAAGGAAGGAAGGGAGGGAGGGAGGGAGGGAGGGAGGGAGGGAGGGAGGGAAGGAAGGAAGGAAGGAAGGAAGGAAGGAAGGAAGGAAGGACGGACUACUGUGCAGCUACAAGUCUGUAGGUAAACUCUGAACAGUGUUACAACGUAGAUCUUUUUAUCGUGAGUCACAGGACAGCCUUGUAUAUUGGUUAAAGAAAAAUCCAUGUUUAGUUUGGGGGGGCACCCAUUUCUUAAGGAUCAGUCAGGAAAUGCUCAUCUAAUACAAGGCAGCACUGUUGAAGUCGUGUGCAAUACAAAGGGAAUUUUCUAAUUCAGAGAACAUAAAAUAAACAUAUUUAAGUUGGGGGAGCUUGUUCUUGUCCACGCUAUUUUAUCCUCUCCUUCCUGGGUAUAGGAUGAAAGGAAGUCCUCACUUACUCUUUAGAAGAAGAAAGGGCGCACUUGAAGCUCCUGCGUGGCAGAUGUCAGUUGAAAGCCCCAUUGUGGAGUGUGCUGCAGUGUCAAACUCUGUUGGAUAAUUUUAGACAAAUGUGUCAUGUGUGACAUGGAAAUAUGGCACAGUCCACAUUAGUGAUUUCCCAAGUGCUUGGAUCAGGUAGUAAUGUGCAGGGAAAGUGCUCUUUAUCUACCCACACAGUGUGCGCAGCGAGCAGUGGGGAAAUGCUUCCUGUGGAAAUUACGUUAGUCAGAAAAGGAAUCCAUUUACAACAUGCACCUUCUAACAUCUUUCAGACAAUGCAGUGUAUUAAAGAGGCAUUUUUUGAUUAAUGUUUUAUAAACAUUUUUCAGCAUGACAGCUUAAAGUCCCUGUAAAAAUUGUAAAUGCACACAUAGUGUUCACUUCCAUAAAGUCAAAUGCCAUCUCAUAAAGUCUGGUUGAAUCCUGUCAACCAUGGUGACACAGAAUCAGUACCUGGGAGCAUUAAAAUUAAUUUGCUUCAUUUAUAUUACCGUAGUGAUAGCAAGAUGAAAAGAACCUUGUAUAUAAAUUUUAUUUUAAAAGGAAAACUCAACCAAGUUUGUUUGGGUUUUUAAGUUAUUGCUGGUUGUUUUUUUUCUAAUUAACAAAUGUAAAAAUGAGGUGACAAUCUGUAUAGUAGCUUUAUUACGGAAUUUGGAAAAACACAAACCCAUCCAUUCCAGGAGGGUUUUCUGUUUGUUUGUUUGUUUGUUUUUUGGUGCUUGUUGUUUGUUUGUUGCUGUUGUUUUUCUGAGCACCUACUACACCCUCAAAGAUGACGAUGGGAUAGCUGCUGACCCUGAUGGCAGUGAAGCAAACAUCUAGAUGUAGGUUAUGAUAGGAGUCCGGGUUUGGCAUGGGUCAUGCGGAGAAGGGCUCUAUAGGUCAGUCUGGAGACUAUAGGCUGCACUCUCAGAGGAGACAACAAAAGAACAGAAGCAAAAGUACAAAGUACCAAGAAGUGAUGAGCGUGUAGACAAAGGAGCUGAGCAGACUGGGCAGCCUGGGCCACAGGGGACUGAGAGGAGCCCAGAGCCACCCACAGAGGCUGAUAAAACAGCAAGCGUUAUGAGGUCUAGAGGCAGGGAUGGUGGGAGCAGAGGUUCCCUGCGUCUCCCCCACUGCAUCAGACCGCACUAAGAAUGCUCAGGGUGAGCGCUCUCAGUAGGAAACGGCGGCCUUCUGACCGGGUGCCUGAAUGUCUCGGCCACUGAGAUAGGUUUAUUUGGACCCAUGGUUUCCAAGGUUUCAGUCUGUGGUCACUAGCCCUGUCUCCUUGGGCCUCUGGCAGAACAUGAGGUUUGAGUCCAUGGUGGAGGAGCAGAACACCUCCUCCAGCUCAUGGUGGCCAGGAAACAAGUAGACAGAGGAGGAGGUUGGUGACCAGUGACCCUUCAGUGGCACAGCCCAUGUGACCUAAGUCCUCUCUUGAGGCUUCAUUUCUUUUAUGUCCCAAGAGCCCAAGCCUUUAACAGCUGGGUGUUUAGGGGACACAAGAUCUAAGCCAUAGCCCCAGGCUCCGGUACAGCCUGCUUUCUGGUACCUAGCCAACACACUUGAGUGCUGGUGGAAUGAAUGAAUGAAUGAAUGAAUGAAUGAAUGAAUGAAUGAAUGAAUGAACAAACGUACAUACGUUUCAGUGAACUAUCUACCCAGUAAGAGAAGCGGACAAGAAUGUACCUCAUUCACAAGCUGCUGGAAUAAACACUGUAGUGGUUUCCUGGUUUGACAUGACAGAUUCAUUACCAGGUAGCAGAAAUCGAGUGAGCUGGCACAGUGGCUUCUGAAGGACCCUGUAGCUUAUCUGUGGCUUCAACCCAUUGUCCAGGUACCCCUGGACUCCCGGCAGAGGCACCCCAGGGCAGACACAAUACAUUUUCAGUCAGAAAAGUGUAGUGUCACAGCACAGGACCUGCUGAGGGGGGACUUGCUGUCUCUCUGUGCUGCCCAGCCUUCUCUUUCCACCCAGUACUUGGAGCGUUCGAGAGUCUGCCACGGUCUCACUCAGCCGGGACUUGGGGGAGGCAGGGGUGCUGAAGGAAAGCAGUGUUGAAAUAAACAGGUUGAGAGGAACUCUAGAAAUAGAAAAGGAAA